This is a messenger RNA of Balaenoptera acutorostrata (minke whale), 2361 nucleotides long. RefSeq names its product paired like homeodomain 2 (gene PITX2). NCBI's taxonomy places the organism in Eukaryota, Metazoa, Chordata, Mammalia, Artiodactyla, Balaenopteridae. The transcript has 3 exons. Gene Ontology annotation, cellular component: nucleus. The record is from RefSeq and is a predicted model, not a curated record. Bases 676 to 1653 code for a protein of 325 amino acids. Gene Ontology annotation, molecular function: RNA polymerase II cis-regulatory region sequence-specific DNA binding; DNA-binding transcription factor activity, RNA polymerase II-specific. Gene Ontology annotation, biological process: regulation of transcription by RNA polymerase II; anatomical structure morphogenesis.
UCUCGGCACCAGGAAGCCCGCCUCUGGUUUUAAGAUGUUAGGCCAACAGGGAAGCUUGGAGCCGCAGAGCUGGUCCGUCGCUCGCCUGGGUGCUGGGACCUGAGCUGCGGCGAGGCCGGGCUCGAGCUCGACCGCCCGAGGGAGUGUGCGUGUGCGCACCGCGGAGGGUGCGCCCGGAGGCCCGCGCCGCUGCCGCCGCCGCCGCCGCAGGAGAUCUAAUAUCAGCUACCUGUCCCUGUCACUCUUGACACUUCGCUGUCAGGGCUGCCGCGCGGGGGGCGGGCAGAGCGCAAACGGCGGCGUUAGCCUUCCUUAUUGGAGGGGUACUUGAGGGAGGGAGGGAGGGAAGAAAGGGGUCUUUGCCCACUCUGUUUCGCUUUGGAGCUUGGAAGCCUGCUCCCCAAAGACGCUCCGAACCGUGCUCUCCUACCCACAUCCCCAUGUCUCCUUUGGCCCGCUGACUUCGGCCGCCGGACCCUUUCGCUUGAGCCUUCCGAAGGGGACGGGGGCGGCUCGGCUCGAGGACUUUGCCGGGGUGGUGUUCCCUGCUCUGCCCGCGGCGGCCACCGCGAGGAAACUCCGCGCCUAGAGCGGGAAGCGAAGCAGGCAGCGGCGGCGACGGGGCUUCGGCCGGGCGGCAGCCCAGGACUCGUAGGGCGGCGCGCUCCUUCGUCCAUGAACUGCAUGAAAGGCCCGCUGCACUUGGAGCCCCGAGCAGCAGGGACCAAGCUGUUGGCCGCCUCCUCGUCCUCCUCCUGUCACCAUCCCCAGCCGCUGGCCAUGGCUUCGGUCCUGGCUCCCGGUCAGACCCGCUCCCUGGACUCUUCCAAGCACAGGCUGGAGGUGCACACCAUCUCUGACACCUCCAGCCCCGAGGCCGCAGAGAAAGAUAAGAGCCAGCAGGGAAAGAAUGAGGACGUGGGCGCCGAAGACCCGUCCAAGAAGAAGAGGCAGCGGCGGCAGCGGACUCACUUCACCAGCCAGCAGCUGCAGGAACUGGAGGCCACUUUCCAGAGGAACCGCUACCCGGACAUGUCCACGCGCGAAGAAAUCGCCGUGUGGACCAACCUUACGGAAGCCCGAGUCCGGGUUUGGUUCAAAAAUCGCCGGGCCAAAUGGAGAAAGCGGGAACGCAACCAGCAGGCCGAGCUGUGCAAGAAUGGCUUUGGGCCGCAGUUCAACGGGCUUAUGCAGCCCUACGACGACAUGUACCCGGGCUAUUCGUACAACAACUGGGCCGCCAAGGGCCUCACGUCGGCCUCCCUGUCCACCAAGAGCUUCCCCUUCUUCAACUCUAUGAACGUCAACCCCCUGUCAUCCCAGAGCAUGUUCUCCCCACCCAACUCCAUCUCGUCCAUGAGCAUGUCGUCCAGCAUGGUACCCUCAGCGGUGACCGGCGUCCCGGGCUCCAGCCUCAACAGCCUGAAUAACUUGAACAACCUGAGCAGCCCGUCGCUGAAUUCCGCGGUGCCCACGCCCGCCUGUCCUUACGCGCCGCCGACUCCUCCGUACGUUUAUAGGGACACGUGUAACUCGAGCCUGGCCAGCCUGAGACUGAAAGCAAAGCAGCACUCCAGCUUCGGCUACGCCAGCGUGCAGAACCCGGCGUCCAACCUGAGUGCUUGCCAGUACGCCGUGGACCGGCCCGUGUGAGCCGCGCACUGCGCCGGGAUCCUAGGACCGUGCCAGAUAGGGCAGCUCUGCCCUUGUUGAAAGACUGGGAAUUACGCUAGAAGGUCGCGGGCACUAAAGAAAGGGAGAAAGAGAGAGAGAGAGAAGAUAUAGAGAAAAAGGGAAACCACUGAAUUAAAGAGAGCUCCUUUGAUUUCAAAGGAAUUUCCUCAUUGUCUGACAUCUUUCACUAAAAAGUAUUUCCAACAGUUGCAAGGACACACACAAAUGUUUGACUGGAUAUGACAUUUUAACAUUACUAUAAGCUUGUUAUUUUUUAAGUUUAGCGUUGUUAACAUUAAAAUGACUGAAAGGAUGUAUAUAUAUCGAAAUGUCAAAUUAAUUUUAUAAAAAGCAGUUGUUAGUAAUAUCACAACAGUGUUUUUAAAGGUUAGGCUUUAAAAUAAAGCAUGUUAUACAGAAGCGAUUAGGAUUUUUUGCUUGCGAGCAAAGGAAUGUAUAUACUAAAUGCCACACUGUAUGUUUCUAACAUAUUAUUAUUAUAAAAAAUGUGUGAAUAUCAGUUUUAGAAUAGUCUCUCUGGUGGAUGCAAUGAUGUUCCUGAAACUGCUAUGUACAACCUACCCUGUGUAUAACAUUUCGUACAAUAUUAUUGUUUUACUUUUCAGCAAAUAUGAAAAAAAAUGUGUUUUAUUUCAUGGGAGUAAAAUAUACUGCAUACAAAUUGGU